GAAAUUAGAAAAAAAUUGGAAUGUGGGUUGAAUUAGAUAAAGAGUUUGAUUAUUUUAAGAAAGUAAUUUAUGCUGGUAAAUAUAAUGUGAAUGGUAAUAAGACGGAUUUAUGGAAUAUAUUGCAUCUUAAAGAUAAUAAAAAAGAAUUUAAAUAAAUGUACAUUUGUAUAAGGGAAUAUAUAGUGGUGGAGGAUCAUAUGAUAAAGAAGGAAUUUAGAAAAAGAUGGGAAAGUGGAUAGAACUGGAUGAACAGUUUUCAAAUAAUAAUUAAGUUAUUUAUAAUGGCGAGUACAAUCUAAAUUGUAUGAAGGUAGGUA
Messenger RNA from Paramecium sonneborni, 317 nucleotides. The record is from the annotation of a GenBank genome assembly. NCBI's taxonomy places the organism in Eukaryota, Ciliophora, Oligohymenophorea, Peniculida, Parameciidae.